AACCUCCCUUCUUCUUCCUCUUCUUCCCCUCCUCCAUCCCCCCUCCUCGUCAUCUCCUAGUCACAGCAAACAAUGCCUAAAGCAACAGAACUCCUCUACCUUCUCUUUCGUCACCCAAAUGAGCUCCGCGCUCUUGCACAGUACUGGGUAUGGACAGACAACCGCGAGCUCUCAGAUCCCAAGGAACUCGCUUCCACAGGCUGGGACAGGGAGAGCAUGCGCACUUGCUGGGCAUAUCUGGAUAUGACCAGCAGGUCAUUUGCAGUAGUGAUUAAGAACCUCCAAGGGGACCUCGCUAGGAUCAUCUGCCUGUUUUACUUGACCCUCCGCGCCCUGGACACGAUCGAAGAUGACAUGACCAUCCCCGUGGAAGUGAAGCAGCCUCUCCUGCGCGACUUUUACAAGCGAUUGGACGAGGAAGGGUGGAAUUUUACAGGCAACGGGCCGGAGAAGGAUCGGGACGUUUGCGUGCACUUUGACGUCGUCAUCCAGGAGCUUGCUCGGAUUCCCAAGUCGUGCUUCGAGGUCAUUCGGGAUAUUACGAAAAAGACUGGCAAGGGCAUGGCCGAUUUCUGCGAUCGCGUUUCCCCUGGACGCUCUUUCUACGUCGAGACGAUCGAGGAGUACGACUUGUACUGUCACUGUGUUGCCGGCCUUGUUGGUGAAGGGCUUUCCCGGCUUUUUGCCGCUACGGGCAAGGAGCAGGAAUGGAUUGCCGACCAGCUGGAGCUGAGCAACUCCUGCGGUCUCUUCCUGCAGAAGACGAACAUCACUAGGGACUACAGGGAGGACGUGGACGACGGGAGGUUCUUCUGGCCGCGCGAGAUCUGGGGAAAGUUCGGGUUUGCCGAUAUUAAGGAGCUUAAAGAACGUGAGAAGGAACAACAAGCCGUCUUCGCCCUGAACGGGAUGGUGCUCGAUGCGCUCAGGCAUUCGGUCGACUCCCUGGACUAUCUUACGAUGCUGAAGAACCAGAGCGUGUUCAACUUUGUCGCUAUCCCUCAGGUCAUGGCUAUCGCUACCCUGGCACUGUGCUACGGGAACCCAGAGGUCUUACAGCGGAACGUGAAGAUCCGGCGUGGGCAGACAGUGCAGCUCAUGCAGAAAGCGACCAACCCGAGGGACGUCGCCUACGUCUUCCGCGAUUUUGGCAGACGCAUCCACGCCAAGUCCCUCCCUCAGGACCCGAACUACCUCAAGAUCUCCGUCGCGUGCGGUAAGAUCGAGCAAUGGUGCGAGCAUCACUACCCGUCAUUCAUCUCCCUCGUCUCGGGUUCGAAAGACGGCAGUGCCUCCAUAUCUCCCACCGCGCCUGGCGGGGACCCGCGUGCACUGAUUUAUCAGCGCAGGGUUGUUAGGGAACAGGAGAAACAGAGGAGAGAUCUGGCGAUACGCGUUGGGCUUGACCCGGCGAAGAUGAACAACAACCAGGAAGAACAGGCGCCUUGGUGGCUCCUUGCGGCGAUGAUGGGCACGACGGUGCUCCUGUUUGCGAUCACGGCGGGUAUCGCGUUUUUGGUCAUUUGGUGGUUUGAUUUGAUGUGAGCUGCGGGGGUGGGUGGAUGUCAUUAAAAAUUCCAUGAGGGGGAGGGUUUUUGUACAUAUUUUUAUUUCCUUGUUCGCGUUCGGUUGG
This is a messenger RNA of Dacryopinax primogenitus, 1633 nucleotides long. RefSeq names its product squalene synthase. Gene Ontology annotation, biological process: farnesyl diphosphate metabolic process; ergosterol biosynthetic process. Gene Ontology annotation, cellular component: endoplasmic reticulum membrane. Bases 73 to 1545 code for a protein of 490 amino acids. Gene Ontology annotation, molecular function: squalene synthase [NAD(P)H] activity. The record is from RefSeq and is a predicted model, not a curated record. Lineage: Eukaryota; Fungi; Basidiomycota; Dacrymycetes; Dacrymycetales; Dacrymycetaceae. The transcript has 4 exons.